GAUUCGCGCUCAUUACGAGCAACUUUCAGAAUUUGACAGAGGUCGUGUCAUUGGGUUGAAAGAGGCCGGUAGGACAAAUCGGAGAAUCGCUCGUCAUUUGAGUCGAAACGAUGCGGCGAUUCGAAGAUGCUGGCAAGGAUGGGUUGAAAAUGGCAGAGUUCAGCGUCACGAUGGUAGCGGUCGACCUAGGGCAACAACAGAGCAUGAAGACAGAGUGAUUGUCCGAGCAGCUGUCACAGCGCCUUCUUCAUCUCUAUCAACCAUCAGACGUUCAACCCAAACACCAAUGUCUACCACGACCACUCACAGACGGUUGGGAGAGCGAAAUAUACGCUCGCGGCGAUCGUUACGCCAUCUGCCACUUACGCCUGCACACUGCCGAGCCAGAUUACAGUGGUGCAUGACUCGAUCGGGCUGGAAUGCCGACUGGGGAUGUAUAGUCUUUAGCGACGAAUCCCGCUUCCAACUGUGCCCUGACGAUAAUCGAAGACGUGUUUGGAGACGCACAGGGCAGAGGGGUCAUCCUGCCUUCACUAAUGCACACCACACCGGCCCUCAGCAAGGCAUUAUGGUCUGGGGUGCCAUUUCCCUUGACAGCCGGACCCUUUUGGUCGACAUUAGAG
Messenger RNA from Parasteatoda tepidariorum (common house spider), 623 nucleotides. Lineage: Eukaryota; Metazoa; Arthropoda; Arachnida; Araneae; Theridiidae. The record is from RefSeq and is a predicted model, not a curated record.